Molecule: messenger RNA, 2247 nt
Organism: Aspergillus caelatus
Lineage: Eukaryota; Fungi; Ascomycota; Eurotiomycetes; Eurotiales; Aspergillaceae
Product: tRNA-guanine(15) transglycosylase-like protein
Exons: 9
Coding region: 1-2247 (748 amino acids)
Biological process (GO): dTMP biosynthetic process
Cellular component (GO): cytosol
Molecular function (GO): tRNA-guanosine(34) queuine transglycosylase activity; thymidylate synthase activity
Source: RefSeq, a predicted model, not a curated record
AUGUCAACGUCUGCACCGGCCACUUCUGCGCCGCGCAAGCCUAUGCCUUCUGCAUUGAAGUUCGAUCUGCAUACGAAAUGUUCAACCACGAAAGCUCGUGCCAGUACUCUGCAUCUUCCUCAUGGCUCCGUUCCUCUUCCGAUCUUUAUGCCGGUUGCGACGCAGGCGUCCCUCAAGGGCUUGACGUAUGAUCAGCUCAAACAGACCGGAUGCAUGCUGUGCUUGAAUAACACCUACCAUUUGGGGUUGAAACCUGGGCAGGCGGUCUUGGACGAGGUGGGCGGUGCGCAUAAGUUGCAGGGGUGGGAUCGAAAUAUUCUUACCGAUAGUGGCGGUUUUCAAAUGGUUUCCUUGCUCAAACUUGCUACUGUCACGGAGGAGGGUGUUCGAUUCCUUAGUCCUCACGAUGGUACACCUAUGCUGCUCACUCCGGAACACUCUAUCUCCCUGCAGAACUCGAUAGGCUCGGAUAUUAUCAUGCAACUCGAUGAUGUUAUCGCGACCACAUCGCCGGACCACGCGAGGAUUGAGGAGGCCAUGGAACGAUCGGUGCGGUGGUUGGAUCGGUGCAUUGACGCGCACAAGUACCCCGAGAGACAAAACCUGUUCUGUAUCAUCCAAGGAGGAUUGGAUCUAGAAUUGCGGAGGAAGUGCUGCGCUGAAAUGGUAGCGCGAGAUACCCCGGGCAUUGCCAUCGGCGGACUCUCCGGAGGAGAAGCUAAGGAGGAGUUUUGUAAAGUGGUCGACACUUGUACUGGGCUUCUUCCGGAUCAGAAACCGAGAUAUGUGAUGGGUGUCGGCUACCCCGAGGACUUGAUUGUAGGAGUUGCACUCGGUGCGGACAUGUUUGACUGCGUUUGGCCCACGAGGACAGCUCGAUUUGGAAACGCGGUGGUCCCGUCUGGCACUCUCAACCUUCGCAACCAAAAUUUUGCCCAGGACUUCGGGCCGGUGCAAGAAGGCUGCACUUGCACCAUCUGUCGACCCAAAGAUCAGGGUGGUCUAGGAAUUACACGGGCCUACAUACAUCAUUUAGCGGCCAAGGAAACGGUUGGCGCUCAUCUCCUUACAAUUCAUAACGUUCAUUAUCUACUUUCCCUGAUGGGCGCUGCGCGACAGGCUAUCUUGGAGGACCGAUUCCCGGCAUUUUUACGGGAGUUCUUCAGCAAGCUUUAUGGAGAAAAAUCUAAAGCCCCUAAUACCAAAAAGCUUUCCCACAAUAAAUAUCAGAAGAUACCGGCAAAGAUGUCACCCUCCGCUGAGACACCAUCAACCGGCACAAGCAACGGCAGCACACCGAACCCAACACACAACCCCAACCAUGAAGAACACCAAUAUCUCAACCUCAUCCGCACGAUCCUCGCCUCAGGCGAAUACCGACCCGACCGCACAGGCACAGGCACACGCUCCAUCUUCGCACCCCCUCAGCUCCGCUUCUCGCUCUCCAAACCGGCUCCCAACCCAGCCGAUGACCCCAUUCCCGUCCUCCCCCUCCUGACCACCAAACGCGUCUUCCUCCGCGCCGUCGUCGCUGAGCUCCUCUGGUUCAUCUCCGGCUGCACCUCGUCCCUGCCGCUCUCCGACCAAGGCGUCAAGAUCUGGGACGGUAACGGCAGCCGCGAGUUCCUCGACAAAGUCGGCCUGGGCCACCGCGACGUAGGCGACCUCGGUCCCGUAUACGGGUUCCAAUGGCGACACUUCGGGGCCGAGUACGUCGACGCCAAAACCGACUACACGGGCCAAGGAGUUGACCAGCUCGCCGAGGUCGUGCACAAGUUGAAAUAUACCCCUUUCGACCGCCGCAUUAUCAUGAGUGCCUGGAACCCCGCUGAUCUCAAGAAGAUGGCCCUCCCGCCCUGUCACAUGUUCGCCCAGUUCUACGUCUCCUACCCCAAUGGUCAAGACCAGAAGGGUCAUCUCCAUUGCCAGCUCUAUCAGCGCUCGUGUGAUGUGGCUCUCGGCGUGCCGUUUAAUAUUGCCUCCUACGCUCUCUUGACGCAUAUGCUCGCUCAUGCCGUGGACUUGCAUCCCGGUACCUUCGUUCAUGCCAUGGGUGAUACCCAUGUCUACCUGGACCAUGUCGAGCCCUUGCAGGAGCAGCUGGUGAGGGAGCCGACCGAGUUCCCGGAGUUGAAGAUUCGUCGCGAUGAUCGGGGUAGUGGGGUGGUUGAUAGCUGGACGCCGGAGGAUUUUGAGGUCGUCGGAUAUAACCCUCAUAAGGCUAUCAAGAUGAAGAUGAGCGUUUAG